Messenger RNA from Oryctolagus cuniculus (rabbit), 3821 nucleotides. It is a transcript of the gene CRY2, whose product is annotated as cryptochrome circadian regulator 2. The record is from RefSeq and is a predicted model, not a curated record. NCBI's taxonomy places the organism in Eukaryota, Metazoa, Chordata, Mammalia, Lagomorpha, Leporidae. Gene Ontology annotation, cellular component: cytoplasm; nucleus. Gene Ontology annotation, molecular function: DNA binding; FAD binding. Gene Ontology annotation, biological process: negative regulation of DNA-templated transcription; circadian regulation of gene expression; entrainment of circadian clock by photoperiod.
GCGGCGGUGGCUCCGGCAGUCUGAGCUGUGAUGGCGGCGGCGGCGGCAGUGGGUCCUGCGGCGGCGGCGGUCCCCGCGCCGGCGGCCAGCGCGAAUGGCGCCUCCUCGGUACACUGGUUCCGCAAAGGGCUGCGGCUCCACGACAACCCGGCGCUGCUGGCGGCCGUGCGCGGGGCGCGCUGCGUGCGCUGCGUGUACAUCCUCGACCCCUGGUUCGCGGCCUCCUCCUCCGUGGGGAUCAACCGAUGGAGGUUCCUUCUUCAGUCUCUGGAGGAUCUGGACACCAGUUUAAGGAAACUCAACUCCCGCCUGUUCGUGGUGCGAGGACAGCCCACUGAUGUGUUCCCAAGACUGUUCAAGGAAUGGGGGGUGACCCGCUUGACCUUCGAGUAUGACUCUGAACCCUUUGGGAAAGAACGGGACGCGGCCAUCAUGAAGAUGGCCAAGGAGGCCGGCGUGGAGGUGGUGACCGAGAAUUCUCACACCCUCUAUGACCUGGACAGGAUCAUUGAGCUGAACGGGCAGAAGCCGCCGCUCACCUACAAGCGCUUCCAGGCCAUCAUCAGCCGCAUGGAGCUGCCCAAGAAGCCAGCGGGCUCGGUGACAAGCCAGCAGCUGGAGGGCUGCCGGGCCGAGAUCCAGGACAACCACGACGAGACCUACGGCGUGCCCUCCCUGGAGGAGCUGGGGUUCCCUACUGAAGGACUCAGCCCAGCUGUCUGGCAGGGCGGCGAGACGGAAGCUCUGGCCCGCCUGGAUAAGCACCUGGAACGGAAGGCGUGGGUUGCCAACUAUGAGAGACCCCGGAUGAACGCCAACUCCCUGCUGGCCAGCCCCACCGGCCUCAGCCCCUACCUGCGCUUCGGUUGCCUGUCCUGCCGCCUCUUCUACUACCGCCUGUGGGACCUGUAUAAGAAGGUGAAGCGGAACAGCACCCCUCCCCUGUCCCUGUUUGGGCAACUCCUGUGGCGUGAGUUCUUCUACACGGCAGCCACCAACAACCCCAGGUUCGACCGCAUGGAGGGGAACCCCAUCUGCAUCCAGAUCCCCUGGGACCGCAACCCCGAGGCCCUGGCCAAGUGGGCUGAGGGCAAGACGGGCUUCCCCUGGAUCGACGCCAUCAUGACCCAGCUCAGGCAGGAGGGCUGGAUCCACCACCUGGCGCGGCACGCCGUGGCCUGCUUCCUCACGCGCGGCGACCUGUGGGUCAGCUGGGAGAGCGGGGUCCGGGUGUUCGACGAGCUGCUUCUGGACGCCGACUUCAGCGUGAACGCGGGCAGCUGGAUGUGGCUGUCCUGCAGCGCCUUCUUCCAGCAGUUCUUCCACUGCUACUGCCCCGUGGGCUUCGGCCGCCGCACCGACCCCAGCGGGGACUACGUCAGGCGAUACCUGCCCAAGCUGAAAGGGUUCCCCUCUCGCUACAUCUACGAGCCCUGGAACGCCCCGGAGUCCGUUCAGAAGGCAGCCAAGUGCAUCAUCGGCGUGGACUACCCGCGGCCCAUCGUCAACCACGCCGAGACCAGCCGCCUCAACAUUGAGCGGAUGAAGCAGAUCUACCAGCAGCUGUCGCGGUACCGGGGCCUCUGUCUGCUGGCCUCUGUCCCUUCCUGUGUGGAAGACCUCAGCCACCCUGUGGCGGAGCCCAGCUCGAGCCAGGCCGGGAGCGUGAGCGGCGCAGCCCCGAGACCACUGCCCAGUGGCCCAGCAUCCCCCAAACGCAAGCUCGAAGCAGCGGAGGAGCCCCCUGGUGAAGAACUGAGCAAGCGGGCCAGGGUGGCGGAGGUGCCCACGCCGGAGCUGCCCAGCAAGGCCGUCUGAGGCCGCAGAGCCGUCGCUCCGGGAGCCAAGCCUGGGUGCCUGGGAAGCCCCGCGGCAGCGCGUGCGACCCGCAGAGAAGCCGACCGCUGACGGAGGCGGCGCGAACAUGUGUGCGUGUGUGUGUGCGCGUGUGCAGAGGAGGGAGCGGUGUGCCUGCGUGUGCAUGCGUCUGUUUACACUGUAGAGAUUCAGAAUGGUGCCCGGGCUGGCGGAGAGCCCGUGGCGCACUUCACCAUGAGUGCUGUUGCCCGGCCUCCGACACAAGGCUGGGCCGUGGCCGUGACCUCCGGCCAAGACCUGUCCCUGCGAACCGGCUGCCUGUCUGAACGGCCAUGGUGGCCGCCGGCAUCACCUCCCCCAGCCUCCUCCCUCUUCGCAUCAGGCCAGGUGCGGGAGGCCCGAGUCACUGGCUCUGGUCCGGAGCAUGGGGUUUAGAGGCAGCCGAGUCUGGGGGCUGGGCAGGUGGGCACGUGGACGCCAUCCGGCGUUGGGUUUUCCAGACGCUUCCCGGGCGUCUGGGACUUAGCACGAGGCUGUAGACCUAGGAAGUUCCUGCCGCAGCACCAAAGUCCACCCAGACACCUCCCCGUGUGGUGAGCGCCCAGCACCAUGGCUGGUGGCCUGAGACAGCCCGUCCGCCUCCUCAGGGCUCAGAGCCCGAGGCAAGGAGCCGAACUCCAGCUCUCACGUUCCUUCCAGAGCAGCAGGGAGCCAGCCUCCAGCCCGUGCGGGCGCUGUGGCGCAGCCCCCCCACCAGGAGGAGAGCAGGUGUGGGGACUCACAGGCCCCGGCCCCUCUGGCGGCACCCCAGGGCCUCCCAGUGCUGCCCGUGGGGACCGCUAGCCGGGGAAGCCGUUCUAGUCUGUUCUGCGGGCUUCCAGGGCCUGCCCUGGACUGGUCCGCAUCCAGGCUGCCACAUCAGCUGUCCUGGGCCCCAAGGCCCCAGGCGGAGGGACUCGGGGUGGGGCAGUGCCGGGGCAGUGGGCGCAGGUCCAGUAGAGGUCACACGCGGGGCACCACCCCUUCCAGAAACAGCAGGUGGGAGGUUGGACCCAGAGAAGCCAGGCCGUGCAUUCCAGGAGUGGCCUGUGCCUGCGCCUCCCCUCCUGCUGCCCGAGGCCUGUGUGGAGAGAGGGACAUGUAGUGGGCAGAGAAGUCUUCCUUCCACCCUGCGGCCUGCACUUGAGCCACCGAGAGAGUGUGUGUGCGUGUGCGUGUGCGUGUGCGUGUGUGCACGAGACUGCGAGGGCCAGUUCCCAUCGGGAGUCCAUCCUCACACGUCACGUUAAGCUGGCCUCCGGGCCUUCUCUCUACCUCCCCUGUGACCUUUCCCCUGGCCCCAGCCCCAGCCCCAGCCCUCACUGUCCUCUGUCCUUGGACCAGGAGCCGGGGUCAGGCUCGUGUCUCGGCUGUCCGGCACGUCCACAGGCUCCUCCCUGACAUGUCCUGAGGCGCCCUCAGCCAGAGAGCUGCCCAGUCCAGCUGUCGUGUUUGUCGCCCUCACCGGCCUGGGGGAGCGGGGUGCGGGUGGUGUGUUCUUAGCCUUGUUCCCACGGCCCCAGCCAGGAGGGGGGAGCACUGGGGUCGUUUCCAGAGGGAGUGGAGUGAGCCCCGGGCAGAGGGCCACACUCAGUGUUCACACAGCAGCACCUCCAGGUGUCAGGACACUCCCUGCUCCUGUAGACUGGUGACUGCUCCCCAGCCCUGGCCUGCUGCCUGUGGGGAGCGGCGCAGUCCAGUCCUAAGCCAGUGGGGCUGGGCUGAGCAGAGGGCAGUAGCCUGGAGCUCCUGAUGGAGUUGUGUGUCGCUUCUCCAGGCCCAGGCGGCCCCGGGGCCUGCCACAGGGCAGGGCCUCAGAUCUCGUCCGGAGGCCAGCAUGGGGAAGAGACGGUCGCAGGCAAAUGCACUUUACAGAGAUUCCCUGUUGCUGGGAAGGUGUGUUUCUCCCCCAGUUUGUUGUGAAUAGUCACUGUUUUAUAAACAUCCGAUCCCGUCUGAGCAAA